AAUGCAUUUUGUUUUCGUCCACCAGAUGUCACAUAGUGCUCCAAAAUGGCGGGCGUUUUAUUUGAAGAUAUUUUCGACGUAAAAGAUAUAGAUCCGGAAGGAAAGAAAUUCGACAGAGUGAGUCGUCUACAAUGCGAAAGCGAAUCGUUCAAAAUGGAUUUAAUUCUGGAUAUUAAUAUCCAGCUUUAUCCCAUGGAUCUCGGUGACAAAUUUCGUUUGGUGAUCGCGUCCACCCUACGCGAGGACGGAUAUCCGGACGACGGGGAGUGGAAUCCUGUGGAGACGGGAGCAUCCAGGGCAGACAGUUUCGAGUACGUUAUGUACGGCAAGAUUUAUCGCAUCGAAGGCGACGACGGAGCCGGAGAGACUACCCGACUUGCCGCUUACGUAUCGUUCGGAGGACUUUUGAUGAGGUUGCAAGGAGAUCCGAACAAUCUUCAUGGAUUCGAGGUGGAUAAUCACGUGUAUCUGCUGAUGAAGAAGUUGGCAUUUUGAGUCUGUAUUAGAAUUAUUUCUCUCCUUACUCAUUACCGGUAUUUGUGAAUGUCUAUGUCAUUUUUAUAAUGGAAAUUGUAAUGAAUUUGUAUACGUAAAAAAUAAAAGUGAUGUGAAGAA
This is a messenger RNA of Centruroides sculpturatus (bark scorpion), 615 nucleotides long. RefSeq names its product DNA-directed RNA polymerases I, II, and III subunit RPABC3-like (gene Rpb8). Bases 46 to 495 code for a protein of 149 amino acids. Gene Ontology annotation, molecular function: DNA-directed RNA polymerase activity. The record is from RefSeq and is a predicted model, not a curated record. The transcript has 4 exons. Gene Ontology annotation, cellular component: RNA polymerase II, core complex; RNA polymerase III complex; RNA polymerase I complex. Gene Ontology annotation, biological process: DNA-templated transcription. NCBI's taxonomy places the organism in Eukaryota, Metazoa, Arthropoda, Arachnida, Scorpiones, Buthidae.